Messenger RNA from Ananas comosus (pineapple), 1467 nucleotides. Its product is annotated as ABC transporter G family member 39-like. The record is from RefSeq and is a predicted model, not a curated record. Bases 1 to 1467 code for a protein of 488 amino acids. Gene Ontology annotation, molecular function: ATP binding; ATP hydrolysis activity; ABC-type transporter activity. The transcript is spliced from 10 exons. Gene Ontology annotation, cellular component: membrane. NCBI's taxonomy places the organism in Eukaryota, Viridiplantae, Streptophyta, Magnoliopsida, Poales, Bromeliaceae.
AUGAACUUCUUUAUCAAUAAAAUAGAGGAUUUUCUGAAUGCAGUGUGCGUACUUCCAAGCAGAAAGAGACCAAUAAAAAUACUUAAUGACAUCAGUGGAAUCAUCAAACCUGGCAGGAUGACCUUGCUUUUGGGGCCUCCAGGCUCUGGAAAAACCACUUUGCUCCUCACCUUAGCAGGAAAGCUCAACGCUAACUUAAAAGUUUCGGGUGAAGUCACUUACAAUGGCCAUGGGAUGGAUGAGUUUGUUCCCCAAAGAACUUCUGCUUACAUCAGCCAAAAUGACCUGCACAUAGGAGAAAUGACAGUUAGAGAAACCUUGGCUUUCUCUGCUAGAUGCCAAGAGAUGUUAACAGAGCUAUCAAGGAGAGAGAAGGCCACAAACAUUAAACCAGACCCUGACAUUGAUGCAUACAUGAAGGCAACUUCAGUACAAGGGCAAGAGGGCAUAGUUACAGACUACAUACUGAAGAUAUUAGGACUCGAUAUCUGCGCUGAUACUAUGGUAGGGGAUGCAAUGUUAAGGGGUAUCUCUGGAGGUCAGAAAAAGCGAGUUACAACAGGUGAAAUGCUUGUCGGACCAGCAAAAGCCCUAUUUAUGGAUGAGAUCUCCACUGGGCUUGACAGCUCCACGACCUUCCAGAUAGUCAAUUCCCUUCGCCAGUCCAUCCACAUACUUGGGGGCACCGCACUCAUUGCUCUGCUUCAGCCAGCUCCAGAGACUUACGACCUUUUUGACGACAUCAUUCUCCUCUCAGAAGGACAGAUCGUGUAUCAGGGUCCUCGCGAGCAAGUGCUUGGCUUCUUCAGAUCAAUGGGAUUUAGCUGUCCUGAGAGGAAAGGAGUUGCUGACUUCUUGCAAGAAGUAACAUCACAAAAAGAUCAGCAGCAAUAUUGGACAAGGAGAUAUGAACCAUACCACUUUGUGUCAGUUACGGAAUUCGCAGAUGCAUUCUGGUCUUUCCAUGUUGGUCGCGAGUUGCGAGAUGAAUUGUCCACCCCUUUCGACAAAAGCAAGAAUCAUCCAGCUGCUUUAACUACUUCAAGAUAUGGCGUCAGUAAAAGGGAGCUGCUGAGAGCUUGCAUGUCAAGAGAGUUCUUACUUAUGAAAAGGAACUCAUUUGUUUACAUCUUCAAGCUUUUCCAGCUUUUACUGAUAGCAACUAUAGCAAUGACGGUUUUCCUACGUACCAAGAUGAAUCAUGGUUCCAUUGAGGAUGGAUUAGUCUAUAUGGGUGCACUGUUUGUUGGAAUUCUUACUCAUCUAUUCAAUGGGUUUGCGGAAUUGGCAAUGAGUAUCGCAAAACUUCCUGUAUUCUACAAGCAAAGAGAUCUCCUGUUCUAUCCAGCCUGGGCUUAUGCAAUUCCUACAUGGAUCCUCAAGAUUCCAAUAUCUUUUCUGGAAUGUGGCAUAUAUGUCGGCUUGACUUACUAUGUUAUUGGUUUUGAUCCAGAUAUCCAAAGGUAA